UCCGCUGUUGUCAUUGUCUGCACGUUGCCGGUUCGCCUUUUCUUACAUUUACCCUUUUUAGUACAAGAUGUUCGCUCCCGGUCAGGAAACGCUCUCGAAGGAGCAGAUUAGAGCUGGUGAGCAGGAGGCUCAGCAGACUAUCCGCUCUGCCAUUACCGGUGGUAUCCUUCUGUAUCUCUCUCCCUUCGCUAUCGAUUUCGUCAAGAAGUUCCUUUAAGCGGCCGAUAAUUCGUACGGUCUACGUUAUGACGGGGAUUCAUUAGACGGCGUCACUUUGUCUGUUUGUUUGCUCGUGCCUAGCUAACGGCAGAGAUGUAUUAUUAUUGUACAUUCGGGUUAUCAUUGCGGAAAAUAUAGAAUGAAGAUGGGGAAAUGACAAAGUGUCGGUUUUUAGGGUUUUUCUUCUUCUUAUCUAAGGGGUCCCGAAUCGGAUGAAUUGCAGAUGACCAGCUCC
This is a messenger RNA of Aspergillus nomiae NRRL 13137, 454 nucleotides long. RefSeq lists its product as uncharacterized. NCBI's taxonomy places the organism in Eukaryota, Fungi, Ascomycota, Eurotiomycetes, Eurotiales, Aspergillaceae. The annotation marks the transcript as partial. The record is from RefSeq and is a predicted model, not a curated record. The transcript is spliced from 4 exons.